AUGAAGUUACUGCUUCCUUCGUUGUUCGUUGUUCUGUUUUCCGUCCUUUUCCACACCACUUCAGCAUCCCCUGUUGCGAGUCCCAAUGCCCUCGCCCUGCCCCAGGAAAUGUCGCUCGCGGAGCGGAGGUCCCUAGGUGCAGACGCGGCUAUGGAAACGUUGGUCACUAGCGUUAUCCAGGGCUUAGUGGGGGGCGUUCAACUAGAUAAUCAGAAACGCGAGGCUUUCACCAAGGAAGUAGUGUCCGAGAUGAGGGCCAGGUUCCCCCAAUUCAAUUGGAUCAUCGUGCAUGUCAAGCAUACGACCAAGUUUGAUGGAACAAGGGGAGUCGAUUGGGGCCACAAGCAUCACGAACUUGAUAUCCAGAUCGGAGGCACUAUUGGAUACGAAAUCUACAAUUUCAAGUCGGGAGAAUUCACCAGACACGGUGAUGGCGGCUUCAUCAACUGGGCCUUCCAGGGAAACUUGAAGUCGCGCUCCUCCGAUGGUCGUCACCUCGUGUUCAACGCUCCUUGA
Messenger RNA from Pleurotus ostreatus (oyster mushroom), 516 nucleotides. RefSeq lists its product as uncharacterized. NCBI's taxonomy places the organism in Eukaryota, Fungi, Basidiomycota, Agaricomycetes, Agaricales, Pleurotaceae. The coding region runs from base 1 to 516 and encodes 171 amino acids. The record is from RefSeq and is a predicted model, not a curated record. The transcript is spliced from 4 exons.